Messenger RNA from Choloepus didactylus (southern two-toed sloth), 2437 nucleotides. It is a transcript of the gene RORC, whose product is annotated as RAR related orphan receptor C. Gene Ontology annotation, biological process: regulation of transcription by RNA polymerase II. The coding region runs from base 654 to 1928 and encodes 424 amino acids. The record is from RefSeq and is a predicted model, not a curated record. Gene Ontology annotation, molecular function: zinc ion binding; nuclear receptor activity; RNA polymerase II cis-regulatory region sequence-specific DNA binding. Gene Ontology annotation, cellular component: nucleus. Lineage: Eukaryota; Metazoa; Chordata; Mammalia; Pilosa; Megalonychidae. The transcript is spliced from 10 exons.
AAGGUCAAGGUCAAGAUCUGUCUGAGAGAUGGGUGUAGUAGUUGGAGAGUCUCGCUUAAGCCCCCAAGCAGUUCCCUUGCAGCAGCAACAUGAAGGAAUGUUGAGGGCCUCCUCUAUCAUGAGUUCUAGGACGGCUCUCCGAGGGUAACUGAGGUAUCCAGCCCCUCAUUUCACAAAAGAGACUGAGACCCAGGGAGGCUGAGUGCUUUGCCCAUGAUUACACAGCUGGUAGUAGAUGGAAGUUAGUAAUUAAGGGGGAGCCUGAACUUCGCCUCCUGGCACGGAUUGUGGUGUUUUCCUCCAUGACUCCAGCCUGCCUGUGAAGGGGGUGAUGCUGUGCCCUGAAGCAGCAGGACAGAGAGAGUAAAGCAAGGCCAGCAGACGGAGGGUCAGCAUCUAGGCCUCAGAGUCACUCUACUUUCUGCCCAAUUCAGAGAGCACAAAUUGAAGUGAUCCCUUGCAAAAUCUGUGGGGACAAGUCGUCUGGGAUCCACUAUGGGGUUAUCACCUGUGAGGGGUGCAAGGGUUUCUUCCGCCGGAGCCAGCAGUGUAACGUGGCCUACUCCUGCACCCGUCAGCAGAACUGCCCCAUCGACCGCACCAGCCGGAACCGAUGCCAGCACUGCCGACUGCAGAAAUGCCUGGCACUGGGCAUGUCUCGAGAUGCUGUCAAGUUUGGCCGCAUGUCCAAGAAGCAAAGGGACAGCCUGCACGCCGAAGUGCAGAAACAAUUGCAGCAGCAGCAGCAGCAGCAGCAAUGGGAGCAAGUGGCCAAGACCCCUCCUGCAGGGGCCCAAGGAGCAGACACCCUCACCUACAGCUUGGGGCUCCCAGACGGGCAGCUGCCCCUGGGUUCCUCGCCUGACUUGCCCGAGGCCUCUGCCUGUCCCCCUGGUUUCCUGAAGGUUCCAGGCUCUGGGCCCUCCUACUCCAACAAUGUGGCCAAGGCAGGGCUCAACAGAGCCUCCUACCACCUUGAAUACAGCCCUGAACGGGGCAAGGCUGAAGGCAGAGAGAGCUUCUACAGUCCAGGCAGCCAGCUGACCCUUGAUAAAUGCGGACUUCAUUUUGAGGAACCCAGGCAUCCUGGGCUUGGGGAACCAGGACAGGGUCCGGACAGCUACUGCAGCCCCAGCUUCCGCAGCACCCCAGAGGUGCCUUAUGCCUCCCUGACGGAGAUUGAGCACCUGGUGCAGAACGUUUGUAAGUCCUACCGAGAGACAUGUCAGCUGCGGCUGGAGGACUUGCUACGGCAGCGCUCCAACCUCUUCUCCCGGGAGGAGGUGACCGGAUACCAGAGGAAGUCAAUGUGGGAGAUGUGGGAACGCUGCGCACAUCGCCUCACAGAGGCCAUUCAGUACGUGGUGGAGUUCGCUAAGAGGCUCUCGGGCUUUAUGGAGCUCUGCCAGAAUGACCAGAUCGUGCUACUCAAAGCAGGGGCAAUGGAAGUGGUGCUGGUCAGGAUGUGCCGGGCCUACAAUGCUGACAACCACACAGUCUUUUUUGAAGGCAAAUACGGUGGCAUGGAGCUGUUUCGAGCCUUGGGAUGCAGUGAGCUCAUCAGCUCCAUCUUUGACUUCUCCCACUCCUUAAGUGCCUUGCGCUUUUCUGAGGAUGAGAUCGCCCUCUACACAGCCCUUGUUCUCAUCAACGCCAACCGGCCAGGGCUCCAAGAUAAAAGGAAAGUAGAACAGCUGCAGUACAAUCUGGAGCUGGCAUUUCACCAUCAUCUCAGCAAGACUCAUCGCCAAGGCAUCCUGGCCAAGCUGCCGCCCAAGGGGAAGCUCCGGAGCCUGUGCAGCCAGCAUGUGGAAAAGCUGCAGACCUUCCAGCAUCUCCACCCCAUCGUGGUUCAAGCUGCUUUCCCCCCACUCUACAAGGAACUCUUCAGCACUGAAAUCGAUCCACCUGAGGGGAUUUCCAAGUGACCUAGACGAGGGAUUCCUUUGCCCUCCCUAGAGCCUGCUGGCCUACCUCCCUGGACUCUCUUCCACCCUCAGCCUUUUCCUUUCCCGUGUCCUCUGGAAGGUGAUCCCCACCUGUUCUUUGGGAGUGCUCAAGUGCUGAGACUGAUUUUCUGCCCGCAGACUUCCCUGGCAGAGGGACAAUAGUCAGAGGGUGGGGGCAGAGGAACACCUUCUCCAGCCCUCGGCUUUGUUGUGUCUCGUUUCCCACACCCCUUCACCGCCAGCUUCUGGGAGGCCUGGGGUGGGAUAUAAUGACCUCCAGGAGGACCAAGGUGUCCUCAGGACAUCAUGGAGAACCCAAGGUGCUCUGAAUGAAUGAAACUCAACUCUGGGCUCAGAAGCUAAGAAUAGGCCUUUGAAAUACCUCACUGCAUCUCCCCAUAGGCCUCGCCUGGGGGAGACAGAUCAAGCUCAGAGACUGGUGACUGGAGCCUGGAAGGAACUAUACAUAACAUGAAUCUGGAUCUUUA